AUGAUCACGAUUCACGACACGCCCGAGGAGACACCGCUGCUGGCGACUCCUAACUCCGAGAAUGCACAACCACCCAACAACCGCCUGAAGAAACUGCUAAUUCUCGUCGUCUGCGGCAUCUUCAUCCUCGGUGCCGAUUUUGGAUUCUUCCUGUCCACAGCCCCACAGACCGCCAUCUUCGAACAGAUCAUCUGCCGCAAUUAUCUCGUGCAUUCACGCGAUGCCCUCAACACGACCCUGCCCGAGGUCCCGGGGAACCCAUGCAAGUCCGAGGUCGUGCAGGGCGAGUUGGCCAUUGUCAAUGGGUACAAGGACACCUUCGAGGUGAUCCCCAGUAUCAUCCUCUCGCUCCCCUAUGGAGUCCUGGCUGACCACUGGGGCCGCAAGCCGGUCCUGUAUCUCGGCGCCCUCGGGAUGAUCCUGGGAGAGAUCUGGGUCCGACUGGUGGCUGCCUCGGAGAUCCUGCCACUGCGGAUGAUUUGGCUGUCGGGCAUCUUUCGCAUUAUCGGCGGGGGCGACCAGGUCGUUCUCUCGAUGGCGGUUGCGAUGGUCGCUGAUGUCUUUUCCGAAGAGGAGAGAUCCACUGCACUCUUCCGUCUACAAUCCUGCGCGAUUCUCGCAGAGAUCCUGGCGACUCCCAUCAGUGCCUAUCUCAUGACCUUUGAUCCAUGGUUUCCCUAUCUCCUGGGAUUCAUCGUGAUUCUCAUUGGCACCCUUCCGACAUUUUUUCUGCCUGAGACUCUCGCAGAUGCAAAGAGUAAGAUGGCAUCUCACUCUGGAUCAUCCGGGGAGGGCGGUGAAGGCACUGAGACCAGCAAGCAGCCCCUGCUACAGGCGAUCCUCCACCAGAUCAGUGAAUUUAAACAUUCGAUACGAUUCAUCUGGCGUGAUGGCAAUGUGUGCCUUUUGAUUCUCAUCACCGGGUUUGGGGUUAUGAGUCGACAGUCGACCAAUAUACUGAUGCAAUAUGCAUCGAAGAAAUUCAACUGGAGUAUUGGCAAAGCCAGUCUACUCAUCUCGCUGCGUGGCAUCUUCACCCUCGCCAACUUCCUCGUCAUUAUGCCCUCGUUCAACAUGAUCUUGGGUAAAUUCUUCAAUCUCCACGGCAAACACCGAGACCACCGCCUGAGUCAAGGCACCGCCCUCUUUACCAUGGUCGGAUUCGCCAUCAUGGCCUUUGCACCUGUACCGGGCAUCCUAAUCUGGGGCCUGGCCAUUUUGUCGCUGGGACUCGGCUUCCUCAUCACGACCCGCAGUCUUGUAACUGCCCUUGUCCUCCCCAGCCAUAUCGGAACACUGUAUUCGGCGCUCGCCAUCUCGAUGUCAGUAGGGAUUUUGAUCUCGGGUCCUCUAUUUGCCUACCUCUUCCGCAUUGGUAUGCAUCUGGGCAAUGCGUGGAUGGGGCUGCCGUGGCUCCAGGCCUCGUUGAUCUUUGGGCUGGUCACGAUUGCCAUUUGGCGGAUUCGAGUGCGAGAUCCAGUGGAAUACGAGAAUCCGCGGCCGGCUGAAAACAUAUAG
Molecule: messenger RNA, 1518 nt
Organism: Penicillium argentinense
Lineage: Eukaryota; Fungi; Ascomycota; Eurotiomycetes; Eurotiales; Aspergillaceae
Exons: 3
Coding region: 1-1518 (505 amino acids)
Biological process (GO): transmembrane transport
Cellular component (GO): membrane
Molecular function (GO): transmembrane transporter activity
Source: RefSeq, a predicted model, not a curated record